UGCUUCAAGUUUAAGACCAACACCGAGAAGAAGAUCUGUAUCGCUAUAUUCCAAGACUCCACACAAUCCAGGGUUACCCUCAACAUCGAGAAGUGCUUCGGAAUGCUAUUGUCUCCCGGCCGGAAUAUAAAGUCAUCGGAUAUGAUACCAAUCGGUCUCUUAUCGAUGACCAGACAUAACGUUCCGAUGGAUAACACCCGCAAAAAUGUCACUCAAUGGCAGAUAAUCGGUGUCUGGAAUCCAAGCGAACCGCUCUUCGAAGUGUUAAACACAGAGACGCCGCGAGACACACGAGUCUACUUCACGAUAGCCGUGGAUCUG
This is a messenger RNA of Oppiella nova, 321 nucleotides long. The record is from the annotation of a GenBank genome assembly. Lineage: Eukaryota; Metazoa; Arthropoda; Arachnida; Sarcoptiformes; Oppiidae.